UUUUAUAAUAUCGCCGAAUCCACCGCCAAACCCUAGCGUCCCCUUCUUCCCGCUAGGGUUUAAGAUGCAAAACAUUCUAAAAGAAAACAGCCGUAUAUAUAUGUACUUUACGUAUCCUUUUUGCAGCGAUGAAAUUUAAUUUUGCUCUCUGCAACCUAUAUUCUAACCCCCAAAGCUCCAAUCUUUCUUUUCUCAGACAUGGUCGAGUGUAUGCCUGAACCCACCAUUGUUGAAGAAGACCGCCACAAUCAAGCUUCAAAGUCUAAAAACUUGAAAGACCCACUUGAAGAUUCAAAAUUGACUGAUUUAUCGUUUGCUGAUUCGUUUCUCGAUUUUGACUCCAUAAAGGAGUUUUUUGAAGAGAGCUCAGUCUCAGAUACAGUUAGUUUAGAUAAGAGUGAUUUCGUGAAUAUUGACAAGGGCAUGGAGAUUGGUAAUAAUGGCUUGUCUAUUGAACCACAGUCCAAUCCAAGUUUUGAAGAGCUGAGGCAAAUUGUCAGUUGCUCUAAGCCAAUUGUAGAUAGUUUAGAUAAGAGUGAUUUCGGGAAGAUUGACAAGGGUAUGGAGAUGGGUGAUAAUGGGUUGUCUAUUGAACCACAGUCGAACCCAAGUUUUGAAGAGUUGAGGCAAAUUGUCAAUAGCUCGAAGGCAAUUGUAGAUGGCUCUGGCUGUAUUGAAGAGGAGAUGGGCAGGGUUAGUUUGGUUGGUGUGUCAAGUCCCAUUUGUAGUGAUGAGAAAACAGUGGGUAAUGAAACAGAGAUGGGAAAGGUAAGUUUAGUUGCCGGGUCGAGCUCUGUGUUUCCUGAUGGGAGUGUUGUCAACAGUGGCGUAGCAAGUGAUGAGAUGGAUAUUGGCAAUGUUAAUUUGCCCACUGGGUUGAGCACAGAUGCUGGUACUGGAAGCCAUGUGAAUAAUGUGGUAAACAGUGACAAGGAUGAUAGGGGAAGUGAUUCUGAAUCUGCUAGUGAAAGCAGUUCAUCCUCUGAUAGCAGUAGCGAUGGCGAUGAGGAAGAGGAGGGAAAGAUGAGCGAUGAGGAAGAGAAUGAGGAGGAAGAAGUGGAGGGUGAGAUUGAAGAAGGUGAGAUAAGGAAUGUUAAUGGAGAGGAGAUGGUUGGUAAGAAUGAUGAUUAUGAAGAGGAAGAGGACGAUGGAAACAAGAUGGUUGAAUGGAGCGAGACUGAAUUUGAUGAUAUUGAUGAGGAAGAGGAAGGGGAUGCCGUUGUUUUGAGAGGACCUAUUAGGUCAAAGAAUGAGCUUACGGUUCUCCCUCCUGUUCCAUCAGUGGAUGCCACAUUGCAACCGCAUCAUCAGAUGCAGCCCGUUGGAGCUGUUUUGUCGAUUAUAAGUGCCCAAGUCAUUGUGGAAGGGGUGGAGAAGCACAACCCUCUUAAUGAGGGUUCAAUCCUUUGGAUAACUGAAAAUAGAUCUCCAUUAGGGAUUUUAGAUGAGAUAUUUGGUCCAGUUCAGUACCCCUACUACAUGGUGAGAUACAAUUCUGAAAGUGAAGUCCCUGCUGGAAUCUGUCAAGGAACUUUGAUUUCUUUUGUUUCCGAGUUUGCCAAUCAUAUUCUCGGCGAUAAGAAUCUUUACAAGAAAGGUUAUGAUGCGUCUGGUGAGAAUGAUGAAGAGUUGUCAGAUGAUGCAGAGUUCUCAGAUGAUGAAAAGGAGGCAGAGUACAGGAGAAUGCAAAAAAUGUCAAAGAGGGGCAUGAAUUACCAGACAUUUGGAAACAAGAAAACCAAUAGAAAGAAGGUUAAUCAUAGGAAUAGCAAUUGGAGGAAUAAUACACCUUCAGGGCAGCAAACAUUGAUGGGUGUGGGUCAGUCAAUACCAAAUCAGAACCAGCAUAAUAAAUCUUCAAUAGGAGCAUCAAUGAAUAAGUGUUCAUCUUCUACCAUAGGACAUGAUUUUCAUAGUGGAAGUGGCUUUUUCCCACCAUUUUCAUCAAUGGCACCAACCAAGGGUGUUUUCCCGUCUACAGAUGGAGUCUGGGUAAAUGGAUUGCCUUGUUCUCAGUCACAGAAUGCAGUCAUUCCUGGUGGAAUUACAGCUAAUAAUAUAUCGUGGCCUGGACAGAAUCAACUACUGCAUCCCUGUCAGAUGCCAUUUCAGCAACAGUUCAAUCCUAGUCAAGGGUCACUUCCUAAUGGUCUCCUACCAGGUGGGCAGAUUAAUCUUUCUGCCGGACCUUUACAUUGGCCUGGUCAAAAUUCCUUUAACCUAGCAGCAUUUGGGAUGGGCUUCCAGAUUCAACCUGCUCGUCCAACCAUAAAUACUAUGAAUAUUGGAAGCCAAGGAAUGAUGUCUAAUGGACUGCACGCGGAACAGAACAGUAACUUGCAACCACCUUCUGUCAUUCCUGCUGUUCAAUCACCUCAGCAAUUUAAUUUGGGUGCAUCUUCAAGCCGUGGUAGGAAACCAUAUCAUCAUCGAGGAGGUAGUCGUUUUGCAGGUGGGAGAGGUCAGCGUCUUCAAAAUUAAGUUAAUUAGCUGUAGUGUAGCAUUUUGAAUGUCUCUUAAAAUAGGUGGGGCUUUGUGAAUUUGCCUGCUUUUUGUGCGAUAUUUUGGUAUGAUAUUUUGCUGUAUGGCUUGUUCUGCUAAUCUUUAUCAGUUUCAACUACUUGAGAUUGAGGAUGAUAAAGCUUUUGAAAUUCUGUGUCUGAAA
This is a messenger RNA of Hevea brasiliensis (rubber tree), 2665 nucleotides long. RefSeq names its product H/ACA ribonucleoprotein complex non-core subunit NAF1. Gene Ontology annotation, cellular component: sno(s)RNA-containing ribonucleoprotein complex. Gene Ontology annotation, molecular function: RNA binding. The transcript has 3 exons. Lineage: Eukaryota; Viridiplantae; Streptophyta; Magnoliopsida; Malpighiales; Euphorbiaceae. Gene Ontology annotation, biological process: ribosome biogenesis; box H/ACA snoRNP assembly; pseudouridine synthesis. The record is from RefSeq and is a predicted model, not a curated record. The coding region runs from base 199 to 2481 and encodes 760 amino acids.